UAUACAUAAAUAAAUAAAUAAUUAGUUGAACCUAUCGGCGUCGUCUUCUUUGGGAAAUUUUCGUCUGAUAAAUAACCGACAGAAAAAGGGAAUCAGAAGAUUCAUGUCUUUGAUGGAUCACGAUUGACCGACACUUUCAGAUAUAUACGAUAUAUAUAUGUAUACGUUGUAUAUCCAAGUAACAAGAAACCCAAUUAUCCGUGCAGUUUCAACUACCCUUUUUGCCAAAUUUAUCACCAUGAUCAUCUGUCUGUUUCAUCUUCACUGAUCAUAUAGAUUGGAUCUUUGACUAUUUGUUGUGAAUUCUUCAUGUGGGUUUUAAAUUUUAUUUCUUUUUUUUAUUUUUGAUGAUAUGUAACAAACAAACAUACCAGUAAAAUCUCACUCAUAGCAGCAAGCCAUGUGCACAAUCUCACUCUGGGAUGAGCAUUUUGUACCGGUAUCGAUAGUGAAUUGGUACUGUACCCCGAGACAUUUUUGGUACUCACUUUUUGGGAUCCAUACUUUCGGUUAUAUACGUUACGGUAUUUUUGGUCGAUUUACGUUUGAAUACCGGUACCCGUACCUGCCACUUUCGGUGUACGCUGUGUGAUGAACAAUGGCUGCAGCCGAAGCAAGGGCGGUGUGGCAACGGACUGCAAAUCGAUAUUUCAUCCAAGAAGAUGCGAAAAGGGCGCCAAAAUUAGCUUCAGUUUCGUCUGUAAUUUCUAAAAUUGAGACAAAACCGGUUAACCCUGCAGAUUUGAAUGACAGUUUCCCCCUUCCAGAUGAGAAGUCUUUCUAUUCGAACCUUGAAUCCGACUCAAAAUGGUGGCUUCAGUUGCAGCCUGAUUAUAUGUACCAAAGAGGGUUGACCAGUGAACAACAAGUCAACCCGAAUCCUCAUCAAUUCGUCGAAAAUCAAGAUGUUGGUAGUUUCAGUAGUGUUGAUUCUGUGUCAUCAAGAGAAUCUUACGAGUUUGUGCAGAUGGAUUCCGUUGAGCUUCCAUGGUGGAAAAUGACAGAAAAAGAUGAUUUGGACUCGUUUGUUUCGAAGAAAUCACAUAUUUUGAUUGAGAACUGUGAUCUUCAUGGGCCUAUGCUCAUGGGUUCCGAGCCACCAAUGAUCAAAUGCGGUCAAUAUGCCAUUUCGCGAGGUGAAACGCAGCGUGAUACAAGCAAGACAAAGAUAUUAGAAGCUUUGUGUCAUUCUCAGACGCGCGCAAGAGAAGCAGAGAUUGCAGCGAAGAAAGCAUACGCGGAGAAAGAACACGCGAUCAAGCUUGUUUUCAAACAGGCGUCGCAAAUAUUUGCAUACAGGCAAUGGAUCUAUCUGUUACAGAUUGAAAAUCUUUGUUACCAGAACAAGAACAACAAGAGUGAUCAAAUAUCAUUUUCGCCUUACAAGAUUGGUAAAUUAGACAAGAGUAUGAAGAAGGUGGCGCCUGCGAAGGGGAAACGAAGACGAAGCAAACGUGGGUUUGGGCGAUUUGAACAUAAUCUAGGCAAAUACGCGGUUGUUUUUGUGGUCGGAUUGGGGAUUGUUGGUGCAGGUUUGCUUCUUGGAUGGACUGUUGGAUGGAUGUUGAUUUAGUGUUGUAAUUUGGUAAGUAGCCAAUGAUAGUUUAUAGAAUUGGAUACUCAUUAGCCAUUUCAUAUGUAGAUAUUUGUUUGUACUCUCAAGUUGCUAAUAUUUGUCUUCAUUGGAUUGAGAUUUUCACGUAUUAGUUUAA
Molecule: messenger RNA, 1712 nt
Organism: Helianthus annuus (common sunflower)
Lineage: Eukaryota; Viridiplantae; Streptophyta; Magnoliopsida; Asterales; Asteraceae
Exons: 3
Coding region: 599-1573 (324 amino acids)
Source: RefSeq, a predicted model, not a curated record